Messenger RNA from Penicillium digitatum Pd1, 600 nucleotides. The record is from RefSeq and is a predicted model, not a curated record. Lineage: Eukaryota; Fungi; Ascomycota; Eurotiomycetes; Eurotiales; Aspergillaceae.
AUGGCCGAGGCAGAUCCAUACCCGGAGAGUAACCACUCAGUCUCUCUACUUCUACUUGGAGAUCCAGGAUGUGGGAAAUCAACAUUCUUAUCACCACUCCCAUCAGGGCCAUCUAAUACUGACGCAAAUACCCUUGAACUAUUACGAGAUGGUGAUCAGCCUUUCAUCUACGACAUCAGGUUCUCAAAAAAGACAUUCACUUUAGAGCUUUACGACACAUCCAACCCAAACCAGCACUGGACCAAUCUUCGACCCGAUGUCGCCGUUCUAGCCUAUGAUAUUUCCAAUCGAAACACACUUGCUGGACUAAAAGAGUGGCGAAAUGACAUUACGCGCUACUUCCAAUACGGUCAUAGCGAGCGGCUUCCAGUGAUGAUGAUAGGCCUGAAAAGGGAUCUGCGGAGAGAAGGUGAGGGCAUCAUCUAUCCACAAGAAGGCUAUCGUAUUGCACAGGAACUUCGUUGCGAUAGAUACGCCGAGUGUUCGGCUGUCACAGGCGAGCUGCUUGUAGAGACGUUUGAAGAUCUUGCUAGAUUGGCGGCAAUGACGACGACUGAAAAAGGUGGUCAGUCUGAGGGCACCUCUUGCGUUGUUAUGUGA